AUGUUUCGCAGUCUCCAGGCACGCCUGUUCCGCUUGGCUGGGCCGGUUCCAGCAAAUACGUCCGAGUAUCAACCACUGCACCACGACCAAGAUGCGAGAAUCGCAACAGCCAACGAUGAAGGGAUUAGCUUGCCCAAUGGCGAUGGCGGUCCGCGAUUAGGGUCACAUAGGGAUGCGGCUGCCAUGAUGCUCAUCAGACUUGGCCGUUCGCCAGAUGAGCCCAUCUCCAUCUCACCAGAAGAUGAUGCACGGAUACUACGUCGCAUCGAUAUAGCCUUGCUGCCUCUCAUGCUCUCUGUCUAUUUCUUACAGGCUCUGGAUAAGGCAACUUUAUCAUACGCCUCCAUUUUUGGUCUUAUUGACGAUACAGGCCUGGUCGGCGAUCAGUUUUCAUGGCUGGGCAGCAUCGUCUACCUCGCCCAGCUCGUCAUGCAGUUACCUCUGGCUCUGGCGCUAGUAAAGCUGCCCAUUGGGAAAUUCACUAGUGUCAUGGUAUUUGCCUGGGGAUCGACUCUUGUUCUUAUGACUUGGGCUCAUAACUUCCCUCAGCUUAUGGUGGCUCGAUUCUUCCUUGGAGCGUUUGAGGCGAGCAUUGGCCCUAGUUUCGUGGCUAUCACCCAGAUGUGGUGGCGAAGAAGGGAACAGACCAUGCGGAUCGGUUCUUGGUAUUGCAUGAAUGGGUUGACAUGGGUGUUUGGUAGUCUCAUCACUUAUGGACUCGUAAGCAUGCACUCGAGCAUGAAACCAUAUGAGAUCAUUUUCCUAUUCUUCGGCAUCGUCACCGUCUUUGUGUCUGGAAUCAUGUUCUACUGGAUGCCGGAUUCUCCAACCGAAGCUAAAUUCCUCUCUGACGACGAUAAAGUCAUCGCUAUCGAGAGAUUACGUGACAAUCAAAUGGGCGUCAUGUCGCGCGAGUGGAGAUUUUCUCACUUUUACGAGACCUUGACGGACCUCAAAACUUGGUUAUGGGUUGUUAUGAUGUUUUGUAUUUCGGUUCCGUCGAGCGGUAUAUCGACCUACGGACCUCAGAUUAUGAAGUCAUUCCUCGAGGACCCAUAUCUCACAACCCUCAUGAAUGUGCCUAUCGGACUGUCGCAUGUUAUUGCUGUGUCUGGCAGUGCUUAUUUGUCCAUGAAAUGGACGCGCAAGGGACCUGUCAUUGCCCUGCUUUGCAUUCCCCCCAUUAUCGGGCUGUCCAUCUUGUUAAAGCUGCCUGCGGUUCCCGAAUAUCGCGGGGCUUUGCUGACAGGAUAUUUCUGUCUAUCUACAUUUACUGGAAUUACACCUCUUUUAUACUCGUGGUCUGCCCAAAAUACAGCAGGCGACACAAAGCGAAAGUCUGUUUCUGCGGUUGUCUUCAUUGGCAGUUCCGCCGGGAAUGUCCUUGGUCCGCUAUUAUUUACGCCGGACGACCCUCAAACCGGUCUCGGUACGAUCAUGGGUUUCUUUGUCACCAUUAUCGUAUUAGUCAUACUUACAACACUGUACUUGAAAUGGUUGAAUCGAAAACAUGGUCAAAGAAGAGUCGCUCUAGGUAAGAAGGCAAGGAUUAGGGACUUCAGUCUAGAAAGUGCGGAAGAAAUUCAACGACUUAAACAUGUGGAUAGCACUGUUCAGCAUGCUGCGGACCUAUAUGACAAUAGCGAACCACUCAGGCUCGAAAGUGAGGUCCUCAACAAGGCCUUUGCCGACGCUACCGACCUGGAGAAUGAGGAUUUCAUGUUUGUUUAUUAA
Molecule: messenger RNA, 1734 nt
Organism: Pochonia chlamydosporia 170
Lineage: Eukaryota; Fungi; Ascomycota; Sordariomycetes; Hypocreales; Clavicipitaceae
Product: allantoate permease
Exons: 5
Coding region: 1-1734 (577 amino acids)
Biological process (GO): transmembrane transport
Cellular component (GO): membrane
Molecular function (GO): transmembrane transporter activity
Source: RefSeq, a predicted model, not a curated record